Messenger RNA from Tarenaya hassleriana, 762 nucleotides. RefSeq names its product ACT domain-containing protein ACR4-like. The record is from RefSeq and is a predicted model, not a curated record. The transcript is spliced from 3 exons. Lineage: Eukaryota; Viridiplantae; Streptophyta; Magnoliopsida; Brassicales; Cleomaceae. The annotation marks the transcript as partial.
GAACAGGUUGAUAGUGCAAAUAAGAGAGGAAGCUUGUUGGAAGUAGUUCAGGUUUUGACAGAUUUGGAUCUUUUAAUUCGUCGAGCUUACGUUUCCUCUGACGGCGAAUGGUUCAUGGACGUGUUUCAUGUGACUGAUAAGAAUGGAAAUAGGGUGAUGGAGGAGGACAUAGCAGAAACAAUUCAGCAGUCUCUCGGGCCACGGACUUGUAGCUUCAGGGCUCGGAAUAGAUCGGUUGGGGUUCAAGCCAUUUCAGAGAACACUUCAAUCGAAUUGACGGGAAGAGACAGACCAGGCUUGUUAUCGGAUGUUUUUGCUGUCUUGACCGAUAACAACUGCAAUGUCGUGGCAGCGGAAGUAUGGACUCACAACUCAAGAAUGGCAUCGGUUGUUUACAUCACAGACGAGACCACAGGGUCUGUAAUUGACGAUCCUGAUCGGAUUGCUAAGAUCAAGCAGCUCUUGCUCUACGUUCUUGAAGGAAACCGAGACAAGAGGAUAGCAAAUACUGCUGUCUUGAUGGGUUCGACCCACAAGGAAAGGAGACUCCAUCAGAUGAUGUACGAUAACCGUGACUACGAUAUGACUAACCUGGAUGUCGGGUCGACGAGUGAAAGGAGGAAACCCGUUAUAACAGUGGAGAAUUGCACCGACAAGGCUUACACAGUCGUUAACCUGAGGUGUAUUGAUCGGCCUAAACUCUUCUUUGACGCAGUCUGUACAUUGACAGAUAUGCAAUAUGUGGUGUAUCACGCCACUGUC